Brassica oleracea var. oleracea is the source of this 1445-nucleotide messenger RNA. Its product is annotated as zinc transporter 5. NCBI's taxonomy places the organism in Eukaryota, Viridiplantae, Streptophyta, Magnoliopsida, Brassicales, Brassicaceae. The coding region runs from base 173 to 1255 and encodes 360 amino acids. The record is from RefSeq and is a predicted model, not a curated record. The transcript has 9 exons.
CAAAUUAUAUCCUCCCUCUCUAUCUCGAUAGAUCAUUGCUCGACGGAGAAGACGGGGCUUCUUCUUCGAUCACAAGUUAUACAGCGUCUUUUAAGAUUCUGAGAUCGAGCUCUUAGUAGACGGGUUGUGGAUUUAACAGCAUACUCGAUCUUAAGUACCACGUGAUUCCCCGAUGAUGUCGCCGAAGCAAAUCUCCGACGAUCGAGGAUCUUCACAUUUCCGGCAUACCCCUUUCCAGAUAAUCCAUGUCAUUGGGAACUUUUUUAGGAUAUGGUCAGUCUAUUCUAUGUACCGCUACUUGAAUCAGACUGGAGCGCCUGUUGUUCUCUUUCUCUUCUGCUGUCUGGUGCCCUCAUCCUUCAUCUUCUUGAUCCUUCAGAAACCGUGGAAAGGAAGGCCACUUUCCAAUCAGCAGAUUGUACCUUCUCUUAUCAAUGGAGUCAUCACAGCUCUAUACUUCAUCUUGUGGGGAAAGGGUCUUAAGUCUUGUGGACCGCUUAGAGCGAUCUUGUCAGAGUACUCUGGUGCUGUUCUUGGAGUGCUUUCUGGAGUACUAUAUGGGCGGAGAGGCCAAGUGUGGAAAAAGGUAGGUGGCCUUGUUGCAAUGCUGGUUGCUCUUUUUUUCUUGUCUCAAGGAUGGGCGACAUCAUCUCUCUCCCCAUUUUCAUCGAAAGAUAGUAACGACACCAAAGAGGAAGAAUUGGUAACAGAGCAAGCACUAGGACUGAUGGGAAUGAUGAUACCCGUUGUUGCUGGAAUCUUAUCAGCAUUAAGGCGAGUCAUUGCAAGGCGUGUUUCUCUUAAGAACCAGCAAAAGAAACGACUACAUGCGAUAACCAUUACUUCUGCAACCUGUUUUCUGUUUCCUUUGGCCAUGUGGGACCUUGUCACAGGAUCGUCUUCUGGCAAAGCUGUGGAGUUGCCAUUUUCUGCGUGGGCUUUCCUUGCCACCAUUGUUUUCGGGAUCAUUUUAAUAUUCUAUGUUGACAAUAUCGCAGAAGAGAGAUUGCAUAUGGUGUUUUCUUCCCCGAGGCAUUUAAUGGUAGCAGGAGCAUGCAUAAUCGUCAUGGAGAUUGCUUACGAGAUGGAUUUUUCCCUUCCUGGUUUCAUUGUCUGUUGCUUAGUGUUAGGGUUUGGAAUAUACGAAGCAACAUCUCUAGAACGCAGCAAAAAGGACUCUUCGAUUAAAUCUGAAGAUGGACCAAAUGGAAUCCUUGGUAACGACUUUGAUACUUCUCCAGUUCUUCCCAUAUAGAUUAGUGCCGAUGCACCAUACUAACGAGGUUACUUUUGAAAUGUUCUUGUCCUUGACGAUGUAAAUCUUUGUCUGUUUUUUUUUACUCUCAGUUCUUGUACCUUUUUCAUUUUAUCUUUGUUUAGCGUAUACAAUUUUGUUUGGUUUGGAGUAUAGACAGAGAUACACCUGGAUAAUUAACAUUCUGCUU